AAAGACCUUCUGUAAGUAGUCAGUUCACGAUAUUAUCUUCUGAAUGUGAUGUUGAAAAGAAACAUGAAAGUUUUGUCAAUAUCGUAGAAAUAUCGGAUGGAGCCGAGCAUGUUUUCAUGAGUCCUGAUAACAAUCAAAUUGUUAAGCAAUACAGAAUCUCAUGA
This is a messenger RNA of Funneliformis caledonium, 164 nucleotides long. NCBI's taxonomy places the organism in Eukaryota, Fungi, Glomeromycota, Glomeromycetes, Glomerales, Glomeraceae. The record is from the annotation of a GenBank genome assembly.